Daucus carota subsp. sativus is the source of this 402-nucleotide messenger RNA. Its product is annotated as beta-amyrin 6-beta-monooxygenase-like. Bases 1 to 402 code for a protein of 133 amino acids. Gene Ontology annotation, biological process: sterol metabolic process. The record is from RefSeq and is a predicted model, not a curated record. The transcript has a single exon. Gene Ontology annotation, molecular function: heme binding; oxidoreductase activity, acting on paired donors, with incorporation or reduction of molecular oxygen; iron ion binding. NCBI's taxonomy places the organism in Eukaryota, Viridiplantae, Streptophyta, Magnoliopsida, Apiales, Apiaceae.
AUGGAAACACUAGUCAUCAGCUCACUUCCAUAUGCGUUGUCAUUACUCAUCAUUCCUAUAUCCCUAUCUUUUUUCUUGAUUUCUCAAAAAUUGAAUGCUGGGGGCUCAAACUUAAAUGUUCUGCCAGGAUCAAGUGGAUGGCCAUUAGUUGGUGAAAGUAUCAAGUUUGCUUUAGCAGGUCCUCAAGAAUUUAUCAGAGAAAGAACAAAAAAGUACUCUCCGGAUGUAUCUCAAACGUCACUACUAGGAGAAAAAAUGGUUGUGUUCUGUGGAGCUCAAGGAAACAAGUUCUUCUUCACCAAUGAAAGUAAACUACUUACUUCCUGGUGGCCACAGUCCAUGAAAAAGGCCUUGCUUUUUCCUGAGUUUGUCGAGACUUCUUUAAGGGAGUUUCAGCUCUGA